CAGACUCGCAAGCAAGGGUGGACGGAGGGAUGAAGGGCGACCGGAGGCGUCGCCGAUCUCGCUCGUCGGCCGCGCGCCGCCUGUAGUUCUUUCGUGCCAAAUUGAGUGAAACUCGGACUAAAGUAACAAUUUCCCUGCGGACUGAGACACCGACUGAAAAACAUUUUCCGUACUGAGUGUUGCAUAUACAUAAUUAACCCCUAUUGUCGUACUGAUCGUCCCCCCGUGCAGCUUUUUCAAGUAUUUUCGCCACAGCGUUUUUGAUACACAACAACAUACGAAGAAGAACAAACAACCACACCCGAUUGAUAUUAUAGAAGAAGUAACAGAGAGAUUUAGCUGCAGAUAUUCGUAUAUUUGGAUAGACACUUUAAGAGUAUAGAAUUAAUGUUCCAAGAUGUCGCCUAGAGUAUUUUCAGAAGAUUUAGUCACGGCUGUAGUGAUUGUUCUUGGAUUAAUGACCAACAUUCUCUACGCUGCAAGUGUUUACGAUAUUCCCCACCUUCGUCGAGAAAAAGUGUUCAUGAAAGCGGGAGCGAACGCGAGCCUCUCGUGUCCAGGCGUCGGCGAGCAGUCCAUUGUCAUCAACAUGGAGUGGUUCUGCAUCCGAUGCGGUUCGUCCGGCGCCGCCGAGAUCAAGUUGGUCGAGUUCAUGGGCGAGAGCACCACCGUGUGGGAGCACCGGGGCCGCAUCUCGCUGCACCCGGAGACGUUCGCCCUCAACCUGCACCCGGUGCUCAGCCAGGACACCGGCGAGUACAUCUGCCUGGUCAACAACCGUCCCACACCCGAGGCCAUCGUCAAGCUCGUCAUUCAAGACGUGCCUCCGCCGCCAGGCCGACCUUUGAUCAUGGGCUUCACGUCCCGCUCAGUCAAUUUGUCGUGGGCGCCGCCGCAAGACAUUCAAACGGGCCACAUUCUCCACUACAUCAUCAGCAUUAGGGUCGGCGAGAAUGGCGACUGGGACGAGGACAUGAGCGGCAUCGAAUUAAGCGACAACCGAACGAGCUACCUGGUGGCCAAACUCCGUCCAUUCACCGUCUACAGCUUCCGCAUCAUCGCCGUCAACGCCUUGGGACCCUCAAAGCCCAGCAAGGAGUCCUACUACAUGGUCACCCUCAGGGAAGUACCUGACGGCAAGCCGACGAUAACGACCGCUCACAACACAAGCGCCACCGCGAUCCACAUCAGUUGGCGGCCACCACCAAAAGACUCGAUCCACGGCGAGUUCCUCGGGUACAGACUCGCCUACCGCCAGCGAGACCGAUCUGCUCAGCCCUUAAAUGAAAUUUAUAUCAGGGACCCAAAUGUUAAUAGUUUCACGAUCCAGAAUCUGGAAGUCUACUCUCAGUACCUGGUGUCCCUGCAGGUGUUCAACCCCGAAGGUCCUGGUCCCAGCACGACGGUCCUCGUCAUGACCGACGAAGGCGUUCCCUCAAGACCACUCAACCUGACGAUAAACUAUGUCUCGUCUCGGUCAGUGGGACUUUCUUGGGGCGCCCCUGAGAUGAAAAAUGGUCUCUUGCUUGGCUUCAGACUCUACUUUUUGCACAACAACUUCACCGACAGCAUCACUUUUAUUGCUAUCACCACCCCUCUCACCACCUACAACCUCACAGGACUGACUCCGAACGGCGAGUACAAGAUUUGGGUGAAGGCUUUUACGUACAAGAACGAAGGGGAGCCGUCGAUUGCUGUAGAAUGCAAGACGGACAUCGCCGGUCCUGGUCCUCCGAAAAUUGUGAAUUUGACCUGCUUGAGUGAGGAGUCGCUGUUCAUCCAGUGGAUGCGCCCCGUCAAGUUUUACAAAAACAUCGAUUACUAUUACCUGAUGUUCCGCAGCGAGGACUCUUUCGAGUUCAGCGAAAAUGUCUUUAAUGCAUCAGCCGACUUGCUGAAGCCCUCGGCAUAUCUGACGAAUCUGACAACCGACAAAAUGUACGAAGUGAAAGUUCGUGGCGCCGUGCACAGCGAGCUGAACCGCUCCGAGAUUCUCCAGGGCGAAGAGUCUCAGUCGAGGAAAAUCCUUCUGAAGCCCAACUGCGACAAACUGCAUCUCUUCCAGAAGCAAAAGCAGAACGACCUCAGUGCUGGGGUCAUCGCCGGUUUUGCCUGCGCUGCUUUUUCCAUGAUCCUGGCCAUAGUCGCCUUUGUCCUUUGGAGAAAAUGCUUCCGGGACUCGUACAACUAUUUGGACGACUUGCCUCCAAUUGUGCAGACAGAGAAGGUGGACUGGGACAUCACGAAUGAGGAUGGCAUCAAAACCACCAUCCCCAUUCACCAGUUUACAAAACACGUCAUGGAGCUACAUGCAGAUGGAGACAUCGGCUUCAGCAAAGAGUACGAGGCCAUCCAGGCCUUGGCGACAAAAGAGGAAUUCCCCUCGGAAUUUUCUCAGCACCCUGAAAACAAGCAGAAGAAUCGAUACCUCAACAUCAUUGCUUACGACCACAGUCGGGUUCGUUUGAUGCCUGGAGUGGGCCAGAAGAAGCCCAUGGACUACAUCAAUGCCAACUACAUCGAUGGUUUCCAGAAGAGUAGGGCUUACAUUGGCACUCAGGGCCCUCUACCAACCACUUUUGAUUGCUUCUGGAAGAUGAUUUGGGAGCAGCGAGUUGCCAUCAUAGUCAUGAUUACCAAUCUGGUCGAAAGGGGACGGAGAAAAUGUGACAUGUACUGGCCCAAGGAAGGAAUUGAAACCUACGGAGUCAUCCAAGUCAAACUGAUCAAGGAGGACAUCAUGGCCACCUACACUGUCAGAACGCUGCAAGUCAAGCACACAAAGCUGAAGAAAAAGAAGGGCGUUGAAACGGAACGGACUGUCAAGCAGUACCACUACACGAAUUGGCCAGACCACGGCACUCCAGACCACCCACUGCCAGUGCUGAGCUUUGUCAAGAAGAGCUCGGCCGCCAACCCGCUGGACGCUGGCCCCAUUGUUGUCCACUGCAGUGCCGGAGUUGGUCGGACAGGAACGUACAUUGUUCUGGACGCCAUGCUGAAGCAAAUUGCAGCCAAGUCAGAGGUCAACAUCUACGGAUUCCUGCGGUACAUCCGCACCCAGCGCAACUUCCUAGUUCAGACUGAGGAGCAGUACAUUUUCAUUCACGACGCCCUGCUGGAGGCCAUUGAGUUUGGAAACACCUGCAUUGGGCACACCAACGUGCCCAACUACAUCAUCAACCUGCUCACUUCAGACGUCAUGCAUCCUGACAACACCCACAGGAAACUGCUUGAUAGCCAAUUUUCGCUCUUGACGGGCUUUUCUCCUCAAGAUUUCCAUCUUACCUCAGCCACCAAGCAGUGCAAUGAAUACAAAAAUCGUAGCACUGAACUCCUGCCUCUUGAAAACUCGAGGGUGCAUCUAACCCCGAAACCUGCCGUCGACGGAAGUGACUACAUCAAUGCUUGUUGGAUUCACGGAUUCCACAAACUGAAAGAAUUUAUCAUUACGCAACACCCCUUGGAGGCAACUGUGAUGGACUUCUGGCAGAUGGUCUGGGACCACAACGCCCAAACUAUCGUCAUGCUUUCCGACAUUGACAACACAAUAGACCAGCCAUUUGUGCAAUUCUGGCCGACGGCACAGGAUGAAUUGGAGAACGAAAACUUCAAGGUCAAGUUUGUGGACGAGAUCGAGCACGCCGUCGGCACCUGCAACGAGUUGACUGUUCAGUCGCUGCAUGAUGACUACGAGUUGCGCAUCAAGAUGAUCCGAUUUGCAAACUGGCCACACAGCUGCAGCAGCAUGACCACCGUCUUUGACUUGCUCAACCUUGUCCAAGAGUGGCACAUAGACUGCCAAAACGGGCCUGUUGUCGUCAUUGAUAGAUUUGGCGGAACAGAGGCAGCCACUUUUUGUUGUCUGACUUCUUUGACGAAGCAGCUGGAGUAUGAGAGCAAUGUCGACGUCUACAUGUAUGCAAAACUGUAUCACAACAAACGUCCAGGAAUUUGGAAAUCUCAGGAGGACUAUCUUUAUUUGUACCAGUGCAUUGAGAGCCUCUUGAAGUCGCGCGAAGGACUCCGCACACUGCCCCGAACGGGCAUCUACUUGUCAGUGAACGGCCGCGCCAAUGGCUACAUUGCCAACGGCAACAGCCACGUGAUGGCCGCCUCGCCAGCAGCCAGUCUGGUGGCCGUCGAGGAGGAGGACGAAGACGAGGAGGGCGUUUUGGCCGACGGCCGAGGCGUCCCCGAAGGUAUGGAGGGCGUCCAGUUGGCAGCCGAAACGACUGCCUAACUCGAAAAAAGACUGCGCCACGCAUUUGCUAGAUUAAUUCGCGCCGGUGGGGCCUGCCUAUUAACUUUUUACUAUCCCACUUUCUCAUUACCUCUGCCACACUACACAGUAUAUUAUAUAUAUAUUUUAUGUGAUAUUUUCCCGAUCCGGUUAUUUUUCUCGGUGAAAUGCACCAAGUUGAUUCUACUUUUCAUUCGAAAGGCACAGGCGUGGCUCCCGGGCGCGCUUUUGAGGGCAUUUGAAUGCAUUCCGAGGCCUUCGAAGCGGCCUCCUCGACGGACAAGUACAACUACUAAAAAUCAUGCCCAAUCUGCCCCGAAAUUGCCAAAGAUUAUUUUUAAAAGCAUAACUAACUAAUUAUUAAUUUUUGUGAUUUCUUGUUUGUAAGAAGCUGCCUGAAAAUCAAAAUUUGGUUUGUCACACAAGCAUUUUUUUUCUAAAAGAAGUCUUGCAUUUUUUUUUUUUUUUUUU
Messenger RNA from Neocloeon triangulifer, 4714 nucleotides. RefSeq names its product tyrosine-protein phosphatase 99A (gene Ptp99A). Lineage: Eukaryota; Metazoa; Arthropoda; Insecta; Ephemeroptera; Baetidae. Gene Ontology annotation, biological process: protein dephosphorylation. The record is from RefSeq and is a predicted model, not a curated record. Gene Ontology annotation, molecular function: protein binding; protein tyrosine phosphatase activity. The transcript is spliced from 18 exons. The coding region runs from base 398 to 4243 and encodes 1281 amino acids.